This is a messenger RNA of Loxodonta africana (African savanna elephant), 2384 nucleotides long. RefSeq names its product dynein assembly factor with WD repeats 1 (gene DAW1). The record is from RefSeq and is a predicted model, not a curated record. Gene Ontology annotation, molecular function: protein binding. The transcript is spliced from 12 exons. Lineage: Eukaryota; Metazoa; Chordata; Mammalia; Proboscidea; Elephantidae. Bases 325 to 1614 code for a protein of 429 amino acids.
UGGAAUUGAUUCAACAUCAACUUUUUUUUUGUAGUACAACUAGGUCUUGCAUCUUUCUUGUUGAUUUUAUUUUUAGGUAUUCAGUGAUUUCUUUUGAAGUUGUAAAGGAAACUCACCAUAUUGUCAUUCUUUAAAUCUUGAGGUCUCUAGCCAGUCUACGUUCUUCUAUCCAGCUUUCAGAGUCCUUUUAUUGUUGUCUGUUGGACAAUUUAGUUGUAUUUAGAGGGGAGGACCAAGGAAUAGUGAGUCUACAACAUCUUGUUUCAAAACCAAACAUCACUGUAUACUUUUUACAGUGAAAAAUCUUCAAAUUGAAGAAUAUAAAUGAAAAAAUAUCACAGUAGAUUAGCUUUCAGCAUGGGCUGUCAUCAUAUGUAUUUUAUAGCAUGUUUAUUCGUUUCUAUAGGAAUUAUGUUGGAAUAUGAAAAAAAUGGAGAAUUGAAGACCAGAUCCAUAGACUUGCUUGAUCUCAGUCCUAGUACUGAUGUCAGGGCCUUAGUAGAUGAGAUCCAGAAAGCGGAACCUCUUAUCACCACUUCACGAACAGAACAAGUGAAACUUUUAAUACAGAGAUUACAGGAUAAACUUGGCCAGCACAAGGACCACAAAUUCUAUCUUUUUAAGGUCCUCAGAGCACACAUUCUACCACUGACCAAUGUUGCGCUCAACAAGUCGGGCUCAUGCUUUAUCACAGGAAGCUAUGACCGGACGUGCAAACUCUGGGACACCGCUUCAGGAGAGGAGCUCCACACCCUGGAGGGCCACAGGAAUGUGGUCUAUGCCAUAGCCUUCAACAAUCCCUAUGGUGACAAAAUUGCCACUGGUUCCUUCGAUAAGACAUGUAAACUAUGGAGUGUAGAGACAGGAAAAUGUUAUCAUACCUUUCGGGGCCAUACAGCAGAAAUAGUGUGUUUAUCAUUUAACCCCCAAAGCACAUUGGUGGCUACAGGAAGUAUGGACACAACUGCCAAACUGUGGGAUGUUCAGAAUGGAGAGGAGGUGUUCACCCUGACAGGACAUUCAGCUGAAAUCAUCUCCUUGUCAUUCAACACAGCUGGAAACAGAAUCAUCACGGGCUCUUUUGAUCACACAGUCUCCGUGUGGGACGCUGCGACGGGGAGGAAGGUGUAUACCUUAAUUGGUCAUUGUGCUGAGAUUAGCAGUGCAUUAUUCAACUGGGACUGCUCCCUAAUAUUAACUGGCUCGAUGGAUAAGACCUGCAUGCUAUGGGAUGCUACAAAUGGAAAAUGUGUGGCAACCCUAACAGGCCAUGAUGACGAAAUACUAGACAGCUGCUUUGAUUUCACUGGAAAGUUUAUUGCAACUGCUUCAGCUGAUGGAACAGCGCGAGUGUUCAGUGCAGCCACAAGAAAAUGCAUUACCAAAUUGGAAGGGCACGAAGGUGAAAUUUCAAAGAUUUCUUUCAACCCCCAAGGAAACCGUCUUUUAACUGGCAGCUCUGAUAGAACAGCUAGGCUCUGGGAUGCUCACACUGGCCAGUGCCUCCAGGUUCUGGAGGGGCACACAGAUGAGAUCUUCUCCUGUGCUUUCAACUAUAAGGGCGAUACCAUCAUCACAGGCAGCAAGGAUAACACCUGUAGGAUAUGGCGUUGACUGAAGGAAGCCUGUCGGGGAACAAACUUGCCAGUGAUGGUGAUAAAGAAUUUGAACUUCAGAGAUAGCAAGCAAGCUAUUUUGAUACUUUGUACACUUUAUUUAUUUUUUUAAGUUGGCUGUUUACACACUGUCUUCUUAGCUUCACACUCAUGACUAUUAAAACUGAUGUAGUUCUGUGGUUUCUUUUAUAUUAUUUGAUGGCCAGGAUAGGAAACAGCAUAAUGUUUGACAGACGUCACUGGUUAUGUCAAUUUUGUUUAAUUUUUUAAAGAUAUGAAUAGCAUCAUGAUACUGAUAAAUGAAACCAGAGUAAUUUAACAAUGUGUCUCCACAAUUUUACUUUAAAGGCUGUUAUUAUUAUAAUUUGUUACGUAAAGCUUUUUGGAAACAAUUCUUUGAAUUAUAUGUCUAUAUUCAUGAUGUAUGUUUUCAAGGGGAUGUGUGUUGGGAAUUUGAUUAGCAGCUUUGUUAUUUAUUUCCUUAUUUUGCAUUUUGGAGCUAAGAAUGAGGACCACAAGUUUGGAAUAGAAGCUUAACUUUUCCUUCCCUCAUCGUCAAGAAUGUAUCUCCCUCCUACCCACCCCCACCAAAAAAAACCCCAAAAGUUGUGUAUUUACACCAUAUUAAAAAAAAAUUUUAAAUCCAAUCAGGGAAGCUUAUAGCGAAAAUAAAAUAUACCCCAUUUGAUAGCACACAUAUUCUAGAUGGAUCAAGCUAUAAAAAGCAAACCAUUGCCACCAAGUUGGUUCAGAUUCAUGACCACCCCA